Messenger RNA from Oryza brachyantha (malo sina), 693 nucleotides. Its product is annotated as subtilisin-like protease SBT4.3. Gene Ontology annotation, biological process: proteolysis. NCBI's taxonomy places the organism in Eukaryota, Viridiplantae, Streptophyta, Magnoliopsida, Poales, Poaceae. The record is from RefSeq and is a predicted model, not a curated record. The transcript is spliced from 3 exons. Bases 1 to 693 code for a protein of 230 amino acids. Gene Ontology annotation, molecular function: serine-type endopeptidase activity.
AUGGUCGCCCUGUCGUCGCCGACGGGUAGCUCCGUCGACAAGAGGAGCGUCAUGUACAACAUCGUGUCCGGCACGUCCAUGGCGUGCCCGCACGUCACCGGCGCCGCCGCCUACGUCAAGUCCUUCCACCGCGACUGGUCGCCGGCGAUGAUCAUGUCGGCCCUCAUCACCACCGGUCUCUUCUCCGAUGGGCGGCGACGACGCCGGCGGCGAGCUCAAGCACGGCGCCGGCCAGUUCAGCCCGGCGAGGGCACGCGGCGGGACCCCGGGCUGGUGUACGACGCGACGGUGGGCGACUACAUCGAGAUGCUGUGCGCGCAGGGGUACAACGCCACGCAGCUCGCCGUCGUCACCGGCUCCGACGACACGGCCUGCGGCGCCGCCAGCGACGGCUCCGUCGUCGCCGACCUCAACUACCCGACCAUGGCGGCGCACGUCGCGCCCGGCGAGAGGUUCGCCCUGAGCUUCCCGCGGACCGUCACCAACGUCGGCGCCGCCCCGGCCGCUGUGUACGACGCGAGGGUCGUCGCCGCGCUGUCCGGCGUGGUGGCGGCCGCGAACGAGGUGGCGUCGGUGGCCGUCGUGUGGACCGACGGCGAGCACGAGGUUGAGGAGCCCUGUGGUGGUGUACACGGUGAACGUCGCCGUACCGGAGGGAGGGUCGACGUGAUGUGUGGCCGCUACGAUGACUGA